CAAGGUGCGGGCUCCUGGUAGAACAAAUUCAGGGCAACGUAAUACACGUAGAUUGUGGCCACGCCCCCACCGUCCCCUCAGGAUCAACUUCCGGUUAGUGGUAGCGCCGAUGUGUGAUGCAACAAAUUGGGAUCUAUUUCUAAAUGGCCACCGCUGUCCCACCUCCAGCCUCCGGCUCUACUGCGGCCACCGAAAACCCGAGUCCCGGAUCCAGCAGCUCCGCUGGGGCCGCAAAUGGCGUGGCACGGGCUGGCCCCGAAAGUGGCAGCCAGGACAGCACUUUCGAGUGUAAUAUUUGUCUGGACACUGCUAAGGAUGCAGUGAUCAGCCUGUGUGGACACCUGUUCUGCUGGCCUUGUUUGCAUCAGUGGCUGGAGACCAGACCGAACAGACAAGUGUGUCCAGUUUGUAAAGCUGGCAUUAGCCGAGACAAAGUUAUCCCCUUGUAUGGACGGGGGAGUACAGGUCAACAGGACCCCAGAGAAAGAACACCACCUCGACCACAAGGGCAAAGGCCUGAGCCAGAAAAUCGCGGGGGAUUUCAAGGAUUUGGAUUUGGAGAUGGGGGUUUCCAAAUGUCAUUUGGGAUCGGUGCCUUUCCAUUUGGUAUUUUUGCUACAGCUUUUAACAUCAAUGAUGGACGACCUCCUCCAGCGGCGCCUGGGACGCCACAACACACGGAUGAACAGUUUCUGUCUCGACUCUUCCUCUUUGUUGCUCUGGUGAUUAUGUUUUGGCUUCUGAUUGCAUAACUGCUUAAAUUAAGCGAAAAGAUUUGACAAGGAUGAGACAUUAUGGUAUGUUGUCACAGUUUAAACCAGCCCAACUUUGCCGCUAUGCUUUUUUUUUUUUUGGUUCCUCGAUUAUUUUUUUGAGAGAUAUGAAUGAAAAUCUGUGAAAGACAGCAUUUAAGGUGAAUCUCACAACCUUGGUUGUCUGACAUUUAAACUCAUUAACACAGUUAUGUAGUGUGCUUCAGAGUAGCACACUCCUCAUAUUUCCUUCACUCAGAAUUUAUGCUUCUUUUCUUUACCUCUGAGUAUCUGCCUGCUCUGUGAAAUCAAAACAAAAUCUAAAUUGCCACUUUUUUUAUAUGAGAUUUAAAAGAAUUGUAUUGAUGCAUGUAAGCAGUUAAAAAAUUCAUGAAACAGUGUUCCUCUCCAAAUUGUAACAUCUUUUAUUUUGCUCAAUUUACUGAACAUAUGCCACUGUAAUUAAAUGUAAAAUACUGUUUUAUUACAGAGUGAGAAACAGAGGUUGGUUUAAAUUGAAACCACUUCUCUAAAGGUGAAUUUACUCUGGUAACUGUUAAGCUCUGUAAAUAAAUGUCAGUCAUUA
Molecule: messenger RNA, 1338 nt
Organism: Monopterus albus (swamp eel)
Lineage: Eukaryota; Metazoa; Chordata; Actinopteri; Synbranchiformes; Synbranchidae
Gene: rnf185
Product: ring finger protein 185
Exons: 7
Coding region: 144-752 (202 amino acids)
Biological process (GO): ubiquitin-dependent protein catabolic process
Cellular component (GO): endoplasmic reticulum
Molecular function (GO): ubiquitin protein ligase activity; metal ion binding
Source: RefSeq, a predicted model, not a curated record